This is a messenger RNA of Rhizopus microsporus ATCC 52813, 1212 nucleotides long. RefSeq names its product proliferation-associated protein 2G4-like protein. The coding region runs from base 1 to 1212 and encodes 403 amino acids. NCBI's taxonomy places the organism in Eukaryota, Fungi, Mucoromycota, Mucoromycetes, Mucorales, Rhizopodaceae. The record is from RefSeq and is a predicted model, not a curated record. The transcript has 6 exons.
AUGGCAACCAACAUGGAAAUAGCUGUCAGCUACCCUGCUUCUAAAUUUGAAGCAGAUAAUACUAUUACUAAUCCUAAAGUCUUGGAGAAAUAUCAACUUGCUGCUGAUGUUGUCAAUGUUGCCCUUCCACUCGUUCUUGAAAGAGCCCAAGUAGGUGUCUCAGUCUGCGAUCUGUGUCAAUAUGGUGAUGACUUGAUCAACAAAUAUACAGAAAACAUGUUCAAGUCUGCAGAAAGAGGUGUUGCUGUCCCCACCUGUGUUUCCUUGAAUAACUAUAUUCAAUAUUUUUCUCCACUUGCUGAAAACGAUGUCUAUUUGAAGGCUGGAGAUGUUGUUAAAGUUGAAUUAGGUGUACACAUUGACGGAUACAUCGCUACUGCUGCCCACACAAUCGUUGUGACCGAGAAUAAGCAACAGCCUGUCACUGGCAAAACAGCCGAUGUGAUCUGUGCUACCUACUUUGCAUAUGAAGCAGCCUGUCGCAUGCUUCGUCCUGGUGUCAAGGCAUCUGAAAUCACGCGCGUGAUUACCGAAAUUGCAGCUUAUUUCCGAUGCCAGCCUGUCGAAGGAACCUUUUCUUCGCCCAUGAAGCGAUUUGUUUUGCGUGCAGGAAAGGACAUUGAAAACCGCUUCUUGGACGAUUUGAUUGUAUCAGAAUUGGAAAAAUAUGACUUUGAGAUUGAAGCCAACCAGGUGUAUCAGAUGAACAUUGUCUUGACUACAGGUGACGGACAAGUGAAGAAUACAGACUUCAAGCCUUUUGUGUAUCAAAGAGAUGUCAACAAGACAUAUCAGCUCAAGAUGAAGUCAGCACGCCUUGCCUAUGCCGAAGUCAACGCCAACCACACCGUAUUCCCGUUCGCGACACGCGCAUUGUCCAGCAAUGCUAGUCGUCUCGGUCUUCAGUCCUUGCUACAGCAUGAAUUAGUUACUGCUCACCCCGUGAUGAGAUCUAAGCUGAAUUCAGAUGUUGUUGCUCAGUUCAAGGGUACUGUCUUGGUCAAUGCAGAUGGACCUACCCGUACGACACGUUCUUGGUCUUUGCCUUAUGUCCAUUCUCAAUACUGCAUACCCCAGCCUACGACUGCUGCUGCCGUCUUGAGCACACCUCCCAUUAGGGAAAUCAGACAGCCUAAACCACUGCCUGCUGUUGAUGUAGAAUUUGGUGCACGCCGGAUUGAGAAGGAGGAUGUUGAAAUGGAUAUGGAGUAA